AUUUCGAUCCUGUUCUGUAACGCGCCGUCCAAUCGCGGCCGAUCUCUGCGUGUUCCGGUUCUUUGUCAUCAAUGGGUCGCCGGGCGAGUCCAUUUCGAGUGCCACUCAAAAACGUUUUCCGCGAUAUCUGAGCCAGCUUCCUCGUCAUGAAACGCUUCUCGAUCAAUCGCUCGAGGGUGUCGCGGUGAUCGCAGCGAGCGAGCCGACAAGGAAGGACCCGGCGCGAUCGCGGUUAGGCCCUUUCGGCAUUAAUGAGCGGCGGCCACUUCAGCUGACUGCGUCGUACGCAAGGCUACUCGCUACUCGCUAUCGCAGUAGUAACCGGGCGCGCGGGCGAGGCGCACGCGGAAUGUGUCGCAGGCUGCACCGGGCCGAGCCCGCGGCGAGCCCCCACUAGCUGCCCCGGGGCCCACGACGGCCGCGCCGGCGGCUGCCGCCGCAGGCGCGAGGAUGCUCAAGUUCCUGACCCACAAGCUGCGGACGCAUUCGUUGAAUGAGGAGAGCGUCUCCGAAAAGGUGGAGGAGCGCGACUCCGGCACCGAGUCCGACGACGAGGCCGAGCGUGCCGACGCCGGUGAUUUUUGUACUGACGUCAUCAUGAAGUGGAACGACGUCACAGAUAUAAACGCGUGGAGCGCGGGCGCGGGCGCGGCGUGCGCAUGCGCGGCGACGGCGCCCGCGGCGCGGCCGCUGGCGCCGCCCGAGCCCGACCUGCUCUACGACCACCACUCCUCGGAAGAGGAGCUCGAGGUGAUCAACGCGGCCCGCGCCGCGGCGCCGGCGGGCGCGGCGCGGCUGGAGUCGCGGCGCCGCGCCGCGUCGUCGCCGCCGCCCGCCGCGCCCGAGAAGCGCAAGUGGCCGCAGCCCGCCACGCGCCCGCUCGAGUCCGACGACGACGACACCAAGGUGGAGACGCCGGUGCGGUUCCGCACGUCCCCGCCGCUGGAGGCGCUGAAGCCGCGGCGGGCGGGCGGCGGGGGGGGCGCGGGGGCGGCGGGCGCGGGGCCCGCGGGCUGCGGCUGCCGCGCGGCCGACGCGCGGGCCGAGGCGCGGCGCCGCCGCGUGGCGCUGCCGCCGAGGAGGCACCGGCCUGCGCUCGACUUCGACAAGAUGCAACAGCUAAAAGUGGGCGGGGCAGGCGCGGGCGUGCGCUCGUGGCGAGCCGUGGGCGGCAGCCACGGCGGCGAGCUGUCCGUCUUCUGCUGGUGAUGGCGCCAGCACCCACCACUCCGCUACACCACGCACGAUGAGAGGCGCGCCGCAGCUCGGGUCGGCUGCGCGACGUGAGCUGCUGCACGGGCGGCGCUGGGGACGCCGCCCUGGGGCCGCUGGGGGACGCCGCCCGGCCGCGGUUUAGCGGCGCCGGCGUCGCUCGGCUCUUACGAUGCUAAGCUUCAAGGCCGAGACUACGGAGCGCUAGACGGAAGCCACUCUUUUCUGUCAUACUAUUCUAGCACGUUUCGAAUAAUAUACGUCACUGUAACAAUUAAGCCACCGAGGCCGCAUUGGAAGCACCAUCUUGUAAAGAAUGAGCUCGUUCAAUCUUCUUUAUAAUCUUAAUUUUUAUGAGUUGUAGGCCAUGGCCACCAUAGAGCAACACGGGCCUCCGGCGGACCAGAGAUGGUCACGGAUGGUGGUCAUCCAGCUUAAAACAUGACACCAAAUUUUGAUGACACAUUUUUUAAAUAUUUUUUAAUGAUCUCACUGCUCAACUCUUACUUGAAUAAGGAUAAAUAUAUAUUACGGACGACUUUUGUUUACCUAAAAUAGAUCUGCGAAAUAUCGUAAAGCUACUAAAGAGACGUAUAAGAAGAUUGGGUGAGCAUAUUUGAAAAGGGAUAUAACCCAUUUAUCCAAGUGCAAAUUAUCUAAAACGAGAGAUUCUGCGUCCCGUGUGAAUGCGGCUUCGGUGCGGUACAGGCAUUGUUUCGUUACACGCAAAUAAUGAUCAAGUACAAAGUGACAUUGUAAUGAAACAUCGCACACACCGCGACCUGUGCACGGGCCCCGUGUGAUGUGGUGUGUAGUUGACGACUGUCCGCGACCACGCUCACGCGGCUACUAAACGCCACGGUUCGAUACUCUCCGCAUUAGCAAGUAUUCAGGGCAUCUCUGAACAUGAACAAAACGCUUACCAUGUUCUUUUUUAUGCUAUUUUAAAAAGAUGUUCAGGCAGCUUCGUAAGCGACUACUGCCAACACAAUCAAUGCAAACAUUGUGAUACUUUUCAUCGCGUGCGUGACGUGGCAUUUAGUGACGUGUUUCUAACAACUGAUUUGUCAACAUUUUCGAAAUAUUUACUAUUUUUGAAUACUGUUUUCACUGUUAUAAUUUGGUCCGAAGGACUGCACGUUCUACCUAAAUUGUAAAAGCAAGUGAUGUUCGUCUGUCGCGUGGAGCAACAUUGUACGGUAUACAUCGGCACCGACGCAAAGAACAUUUCAUCCCGUUCUUAUUCUAGAAUCUAUGACGAUUCUAUAAACAAAGUACAGAGUGUCGAUGUAUAUUGCCGCUAUGCCGUGCUUGUAUUACGAACGAUGCCAUCGUUAGUUACAUUAUUACUUUAAUCGUCGAAUGUGAUAAAUGGUACGUUAUAUCCCGGCGAGGGCGCAGCCCCGCGCCCGCCACCUUGAUCUCGAAUUGCGACUGAUACGAGUGCCUGUGCGGGCGGGCCGCCCGCGGCCUGCCUGGCGCACACACUCCCGCUACACGUGAUUCCUUCGUAGAUAUAUUUUAUCAUUUAAAAUGUCAAUUGAUAUGAUGACGAGCGGCGGGUCACCCCGCCCGCGCGGCCGCAGCGGACAGCCGCUCGCCAUUUGUACAAGUGUCGGUUGUACCCUAGUUAUAUAAUUAUGUUAGUAGUUUUAGCAGGGUUAAAUUCUGUUAUUCUUAUUGUGUUACACGGAACGAAACGAGUUAUAAAACAACAUAAUAAAAUGUGGUGCGAGUGGAUUCAGUGAAUUUAACGAUAAAGACAUUUAACAAAUUUUCAAAUUAAUAUGAUAAAAGUACUAAGACUUUUUUAAAUCGCUUGGAUAAAGAUCGUAUGUACAUAGCGUUAAGUUAGUAGUAAGUGCAGACUUAGAUGUAGUAGGUAUAACAAAUUGUAGGAGGCGCGCGCCGCCGACGUCUCUUUAGUGACGUCAGUCGCUGCCAGUCACCGUCAGUGACGCCAGUCACCGCCAGUGACGCCAGUCACCACCAGUGACGCCAGUCACCGCCAGUGACGCCAGUCACCGCCAGUGACGCCAGUCACCGCCAGUGACGCCAGUCGCCGCGGCUGCGAGCUCGCGUGGGACAGCAGUGGGCUGACUUACAGACAAGACUUACAAUUCUAAAUUAAACACAAACAUUUGCUGCUCUUGUAAUGUCUUGACGUUACAAUGUUUCUCCUGUUAGUGAAUGUUGUCUGCGCGAAUGAGUGCGGCACCAGUACUGUAGUUUAUCCAGAAUCGAUUUUCAGGGCUCGCAGUACGUUUGCAACAAUCAGUGGUGAUAUUUUAAAAUAAUUUAUAUUAUGUUUUAUAUACUGAAUUAACAAACGUAAUAAAGAGUGAGCAAUGGCACAUCUUA
This is a messenger RNA of Pectinophora gossypiella (pink bollworm), 3573 nucleotides long. RefSeq names its product translation initiation factor IF-2 (gene Reph). The record is from RefSeq and is a predicted model, not a curated record. The transcript is spliced from 8 exons. NCBI's taxonomy places the organism in Eukaryota, Metazoa, Arthropoda, Insecta, Lepidoptera, Gelechiidae. Bases 451 to 1209 code for a protein of 252 amino acids.